AUGGAUCAGUUGUCAAAAACCCCAACUGCGCCAAACAAGGCUGAAAUACAGGAAACAGUGGAGCUUCUGCUUGACGCUUUUGCUGCUCCGCGGAAGGACCGACAGCCAACCGCACUGUCAGUUAGUGAGAUUGCCAAUGACUUGAAAGACAGACUUCCGCCUGCUCCAAAUAUUGGUCCAGUCAACACUAUGCUCAAACAUAUGAAUCCGAGGAAAGCAGCAGGUGUUGACGGUGUGCCUUCGUGGCUCCUUGAACAGUUUCACGAAGAAUUCGCACCAGAUGUACACGAUAUUAUCUGUGCCAGUAUAGAACAGUCUAAGUACCCUACCAGCUACAAGCAUGCUCUGGUCAGCCUGGUACCCAAGGUUGAUAAUCCGACAGAUAUAAACAAUGGCUUUAGGCACCUUUCAGUUUUGCCACAAGUCACCAAAGCGUUGGAGAGGAUCCAGCUAAAGCUUAACCUAAAGUACCCUAGUCUUAAUGCUUCCCAACACGCUUCUACGGAAGACAGAUCUACUAUGACUGCGCUUGCCAGCAUCACACAAGACUGGUACAACGCUACAGAUUCCGGGAAUCCAUAG
Molecule: messenger RNA, 582 nt
Organism: Stylophora pistillata
Lineage: Eukaryota; Metazoa; Cnidaria; Anthozoa; Scleractinia; Pocilloporidae
Source: RefSeq, a predicted model, not a curated record